Phoenix dactylifera (date palm) is the source of this 746-nucleotide messenger RNA. RefSeq names its product small ribosomal subunit protein eS25-like. The record is from RefSeq and is a predicted model, not a curated record. NCBI's taxonomy places the organism in Eukaryota, Viridiplantae, Streptophyta, Magnoliopsida, Arecales, Arecaceae.
CACGUUAGUCGAACUCGGCAAAACCCUAGCUCGCCGGGAGCUCUAUUUAUUUUAUCCGACUCCCAUAAGAUAAAAAGGCCCUCUGUGACGCCGCUGCUUGCUUUCUCCGCUGAGGUCGGCUUCUGAAACCCUAUCAGUUCAAGCCCAACAUCCCCUCUGGAAUGGCGCCGAAGAAGGAGAAGGCUCCUCCCCCGUCUUCUAGGCCGGCCAAAUCCGGUGGAGGGAAGCAGAAGAAGAAGAAGUGGAGCAAGGGAAAGCAGAAGGAGAAGGUGAACAACGCCGUGCUCUUCGAUCAGGCGAGCUAUGAUAAGAUGCUCUCCGAAGUUCCAAAGUACAAGCAGAUCACUCCCUCCGUGCUGUCUGAAAGAUUAAGGAUCAAUGGAUCACUGGCAAGAAGGGCAAUAAAAGAUCUAAUGGCGAGGGGUUCCAUCAGGAUGGUAUCUUCCCAUGCCAGUCAACAAAUUUACACAAGAGCAACCAAUACCUAGACUGGUCUUGCUCCCCCUAAUUCUUUAAGGGGUCAGGUCAAUUCGCAGUUUCGUUCUUGGUUGAUGAUGUCAGUUUCCAUAUAAGAGUUAGUGAUUUGUGCUUUUUGUGUCUUUUGUAACAAAACAAGGCGGCCUCUUUUUGGAUCCUUUGUUCUGUCGUUGAUUAAAUUCUGUAGAAGCUAAAUGGAUUUUAAUAUUUUAUGCUAUGAUUUAGCGAAAAAAAAGAAAUUUCCAUGCUUCCUCUUUUGGUCUUGAAGU